GCCCAAUUUAUUUUGGAUAGGAUUGCAUGACCUAAUUCUGAUCCUUGCCUAGCUGCUUCCUUGGUUGCAGACGGAAAAAGUGUAAUCCGUGCUUCUCAAUAGAUCAUUUUUCUAGAAAGGAAAUAAUUUGUGCCAGGGCUACGUCUACAAAUGAGUUUUGUGUUACCUUUUCUUGGAUUUGUAAAGAAAUUGAAUCCGAUGCUCGUAUAAUCACCAGGUCUUGUGAGUGAUCGGACGUGCAAUUGAUGGAAACUCGUUUGUAAAGGACUCUCCCGUCUACCGGGAAAAAGAAGUCCUUUCCCGAGGUUGCCCUUGGCGGUUUUAUGAAGUUGCCCUGCGUGCGAGGUCUUUCGUGUCCCAAAAGUCCGAAUCUGCUUCAAAUCGGAAUGAUGGAAGGAAGCCGAUCCACUUAAAGCUAUGUAGGACAGUAACCAAGUGGUUCUUUUGUUGCUCACAAGACUCCAUUGCAUCUACUGCUAGUGCUGGACGGUACAAUUCACCUGUUCGGACUUCAAGGGCGCACGACGCUACAGUGGAGGGAGGGAUAUUUAACGAUCCAACAUUCAAAAUCCAGAAUCCAAAAUAUGAAACCUCUACCGGCAGUGGCUUCAAAAGCACCCAUCAAGUUUAGAAUCCCAACUGCCGAAAAUUUAGUUCCUAUUCGUUUGGACAUUGAGAUUGAUGGGCAGAGAUUCAGAGAUGCGUUUACAUGGAACCCGACUGAUCCCGACUCAGAAGUGGUGGUGUUUGCAAAAAGGACAGUGAAGGACCUGAAACUCCCUCCAGCAUUCAUUACACAAAUUGCUCAAUCUAUUCAAUCACAGCUGACAGAAUUUCGAUCGUUGGAGGGGCAAGAAAUGUACACGGGUGAAAAGCUUGUCCCUCUCAAGCUUGACCUUCGGGUAAACAAUACCAUCAUAAGGGAUCAGUUUUUGUGGGACUUGAAUAACUUUGAGAGUGAUCCUGAAGAGUUUGCAAGAACAUUUUGCCAGGACUUGGGCAUUGAAGACCCUGAAGUUGGAUCCGCAAUUGCAGUUGCAAUCAGGGAACAACUUUAUGAGAUUGCAGUUCAAAGUGUGACAACUGCAAGGGAAUCAAGGGUUAGCAAGAAGGGUCGACGUGGGGCAGAACAUGUCACAGCCAGUAAAGCAGGUGGCACAGCCUUGGAUUUGAUGAAGUUAUUCAGUGGCAAAUCAAGUGUCAUUCGGAAAAGGAAGGAGUGGGACAUGUAUGAACCUAUUGUUGAUCUUCUAUCAAAUGAGGAAGUUGAUGCUCUCGAUGCAAGAGAAGAGCGGAAUGCUCGGUGAGUGAUGUCGAUAGGUGCAUUUAAAGUGUAUGCAUGGAACUUUAAGGAGUAACCACAUAUUAGUGGUUUGGUUAAUCUUGGUGUAAUAUAUGACAAGUAGAGUUGGCAACUUUUCCUAGUAACAGAACACAAUAUGACAUUGCAAGUAAAUCAGUUACGUAUACUAUUUUGUGAAUUUAUUCA
This is a messenger RNA of Macadamia integrifolia, 1489 nucleotides long. RefSeq names its product chromatin structure-remodeling complex protein BSH. The transcript is spliced from 11 exons. Gene Ontology annotation, biological process: regulation of transcription by RNA polymerase II; chromatin remodeling. The record is from RefSeq and is a predicted model, not a curated record. Gene Ontology annotation, cellular component: nucleus; nuclear chromosome. Lineage: Eukaryota; Viridiplantae; Streptophyta; Magnoliopsida; Proteales; Proteaceae. Gene Ontology annotation, molecular function: transcription coregulator activity. Bases 585 to 1307 code for a protein of 240 amino acids.